UCACGUUAGCUAUGGUCGUUAUUAAACAGUAGUCUAGAAUAGUUCUACUCAUUCAGUAGCCAAUAGCCACUACGACUAAGAUGAGAGUUCUGAUCAUCCUUGCUGUAGCCACGUUAACGGCCGCGGCUCCGCACCUUCCAUCUAAAUCUAAUGGAAUUUCUGAAGAUGGCGAAGUCAUUAAAAUUGAGAAAGCCUUAGGAGAGCAAAGAUUUAUACGUUCAACAGACGAUUCAGAGUCUACUACUGACAACUCAGAACUUGAAGAUUCAGACUCGGAAUUGUCUGAAGAAUCACUUUGGUUGGCCGAUGAGAAAAAAUGGCACGAACAAGAAAAUGAAGGCACAGAAACAACGGAACUCGAGGGAGAAGCUAGUCAUGAACAAGAAAAAUCAUCAUCAGAGACAGAAGAUUUAAGUGGAAGUAUAAUACCAACUGUGUUAGUAGAGGAUGUAGAUUUAAAUAAUGCAAAUGCUGAAACCCUAUAUCCACAGUCAUCAUUAUAUCAAAACAAUUUGAUGCCUUGGGAUAUCCCUGGCGCAUACUCUAGGCGUUGGCUUUAUGAAUUACCACAGUACUAUAAUAGGGUUCCACGUAUAUCAAAACAUUAAGCAAAACCCUUGUUAACACUUUAUUUCGUAGUACAUUCUAUUGUUAUUUCUUAGAAUAUAUGAGGGCAGAACCCUAGACACUAGCAUUGUAUAAACAUUCUUAAUUAAAAUACUUAUUACAUAUAAUA
This is a messenger RNA of Aricia agestis (brown argus), 736 nucleotides long. RefSeq lists its product as uncharacterized. The record is from RefSeq and is a predicted model, not a curated record. NCBI's taxonomy places the organism in Eukaryota, Metazoa, Arthropoda, Insecta, Lepidoptera, Lycaenidae. The coding region runs from base 81 to 608 and encodes 175 amino acids. The transcript is spliced from 4 exons.